UACUCGAUACAGCUAUAGAAAUAUCUAAUGCUAUUUAUCCAUAUAACAAAUUGCAAAGUUUACACUCGGAUUCUGACAUUACUUAUUUUAGUAAUCCAUGUUAUUAUCUAGUUUAAACCUUGCUACAAAUCCUAUUAACUCAGCAGUUGUGAUUCAUUUAUAUUUUUUCAUACUACAACAUAGUAUCUUUGACAUUACAGAAUCAAGAAAAGUUAAGAAGGCGCUCCCAGAAUUUAUGCAUGUACUGUGCAUCAGAAGAGCAUACUGUCAAGGCCUGUCCCAUUCUCCAGAAACAGAAUAAGGACACAGCCAGAGCACUGAGAGAUAUCAGGUAUUUCUGUAACUGGAGUGAAUAAGGGAACCUUCUUGCAGACCAAAGAUAUUGGAGCCUGUUAUCAGCAUGAACUCAUAUGUGUUAGACAAACACCUGAAUAGUUCUUAUCCAUCCUUCACUACAGGAAGCAUCAGAAUAAUACCACAAACUCCUAAAGUCUUAGACACCAAUAACUAUUCACAAACAUUGGGGAUAUCACAGCAAAUAGUUAAAGACGAUGUUGAAUUGGCAGGAACUGGGCAGCAAUCAUUAUGUACAGAGAGUAAUUUAGUCAUCAAACAAGAGGACAACAUUUAUGCCUUAUCUAGUGAAAUUGAUAUCCCAGAAGAUAAACCACACACAUUUACUGAGUUUUCAAAACAUAUUAAAGAAGGGAAAAGUCUACAGUCUAACCAAAUGAUUCAUACAAAGGAGAAAUAUAUCACAUGUACAGAAUGUGAGAAAAUCUUCAAAUUGAAGUCAAAUCUUUUAAAACACCAGAAAAUUCACACUGUUGAGAAGCCUCACACAUGUGCAGAGUUUGUCAAAUGUUUUAUACAAAUGACAAAACGUAUAGGUCAUGAGACGACCCACACAGGGGAAAAAACGUUCACAUGUAUAGAGUGUAGAAAAAGUUUUACACAUAAGAGUGGUCUGAAAAAGCAUGAAAGGAUUCACACAGGAGAAAAGCCUUUCACAUGUACAGAGUGUGAAAAAAGUUUUACAAUAAAGAGUGAUCUGAAAAAGCAUGAAAUGAUUCACACAGGAGAAAAGCCUUUCACAUGCACAGAGUGUAGAAAAAGUUUUACACAUAAGAGUGAUCUGAAAAAGCAUGAACGGAUUCACACAGGAGAAAAGCCUUUCACAUGUACAGAGUGUGGAAAAAGUUUUACAAUAAAGAGUGAUCUGAAAAAGCAUGAAAGGAUUCACACAGGAGAAAAGCCUUUCACAUGUACAGAGUGUGGAAAAAGUUUUACAGAAAAGGGUAGUCUGAAAAAUCAUGAAAGGAUUCACACAGGAGAAAAGCCUUUCACAUGUACAGAGUGUGGGAAAUGUUUUACAAUAAAGAGUAAUCUGAAAAAGCAUGAAAGGAUUCACACAGGAGAAAAGCCUUUCACGUGUAAAGAGUGUGGGAAAUGUUUUACACAAAUAAAUAGUCUGAAAACUCAUAAAAGGAUUCACACAGGAGAAAAGCCGUUCACAUGUACAAAGUGUGGGAAAUGUUUUACACAAAUAAUUAGUCUGAAAAUUCAUGAAAGGAGUCACACAGGAGAAAAACCUUUCAUUUGUGCAGAAUGUGGGAAAAUGUUUGCAGACAAGACAACUUUCCAAAGACACCAACUUAUUCACACAGGGGAAAAAACGUUCACAUGUACAGAGUGCGGAAAAAGUUUUACAAUAAAGAGUCAUCUGAAAGAGCAUGAAAGGAGUCACACAGGAGAAAAGCCGUUCACAUGUACAGAGUGUGGAGUACAGUUUUCACAAAAGUGUAAUCUCAUAACCCACAAAAGGAUUCACACAGGAGAAAAACCUUUCAUUUGUGCAGAAUGUGGGAAAAUGUUUGCAGACAAGACAACUUUCCGAAGACACCAACUUAUUCACACAGGGGAAAAAACGUUCACAUGUACAGAGUGUGGAAAAAGUUAUUCACGAAUUGGUGAUCUGAAAAUUCAUGAAAGGAGUCACACAGGAGAAAAGCCGUUCACGUGUACAGAGUGUGGAAAAAGUUUUACAAUAAAGAGUCAUCUGAAAGAGCAUGAAAGGAGUCACACUGGAGAAAAGCCGUUCAUGUGUACAGAGUGUGGAGUACAGUUUUCACAAAAGUGUAAUCUCUUAACCCACAAAAGGAUUCACACAGGAGAAAAACCUUUCACAUGUACAGAGUGUGGAGUACAGUUUUCACAAAAGUGUAAUCUCUUAACCCACAAAAGGAUUCACACAGGAGAAAAACCUUUCAUUUGUGCAGAAUGUGGGAAAAUGUUUUCAGACAAGACAACUUUCCGAAGACACCAACUUAUUCACACAGGGGAAAAGCCGUUCACAUGUAAAGAGUGUGGAAAAAGUUAUUCACGAAUGGAUAUUCUGAAAACUCAUGAAAGGAUUCACAAAGGAAGAAACCUUUCACAUAUUUAGAAGCUGGAAAAAAGUUUCUAUGCAGGUCAGGUAUCACAAAACACAAACUAUUUACACACAAAAGAAACUUUAUAAACAGUGUAGAAACAUUUUCUGAGUAUCCUAAAGAGUAUAAACUCUUAAAAUAGAAGAGUCAAGAAAGGAUCCUAUUGUAAAUAAUAGUUUCUAAUUCCCAGUUACAAAAGCCACUACAAUGAUUGACAUCUGGGAGAUAUAUUUAAUGUGCACAUCAUGUGGAUAAACCUUUUCUUAUAGCAAUAGAUGCUUAGCAUUGUUCACGUUAUAUACAAGAGGAAUUACUGAGGGGAAACUGAUUUUAUUUCAUGAGACACAAUAUCAGUAACCGGUACAUACGUGAUCAUUCACCCCAAAGCACCCCCAGUGUUGUUUAUUAAUAUGCCAGUGUUAGGAGUUGUACGUUUGUUUUACAUAGGGGAGGAAAUAAUUACAUUUACAGAAUAAAGGAGUCUUUAUAUGAAUAGAAUGUUAAAGAAUUAUAUAAACAAGAAUAUCAGUCUCAAAUGAUUGACAUCUGAGAGAUAUUUAAUGUGCACAUCAUGUGGAUAAACCUUUACUUAUAGCAAUAGAUACUUAGCAUUGUACAUGUUAUAUACCAGAGGAAUUACUGAGGGGAAACUGAUUUAAUUAAUGAGACACAAUAUCAGUAACACAAAUUGAUUGAUCAAGCAAUGUAAUGAAAUGAGAGCAGGUUUAAAGGGACAGUCAACACCAGAAUUGUUGUUGUUUUAUAAGAUAGAUAAUCCCUUAAUUACCAAUUCCCCAGUUUUGCAUAACCAACACAGUUAUAAUUAUACACGUUUUACCUCUGUAAUUACCUUGUAUCUAAGCCUCAACAGACUGCCCACUUAUUUCAGGACUUUUGACAGACUUGCAUUUUAGCCAAUCAGAGCUGUCUCCAUGGUAAAUUCAUGUGCAUGAGCAUAAUGUUAUCUAUAUGAAACACGUGAACUAAUGCCCGCUAGUGGUGAAAAACGAUCAAAAUGCAUUUAGAUUAGAGGCGACCUUCAAGGUCUAAGAAAUUAGCAUAUGAACCUCUUAGGUUUAGCUUUCAACUAAGAAUACCAAGUGAACAAAGCAAAAUUGGUGAUAAAAGUAAAUUGGAAAGUUGUUUAAAAUGACAUGCCCUAUUUGAAACAUGAAAGUUUUUUUGGACUUGACUGUCCCUUUAAAUAAGAUGAAGAUGUCACUUAGAAGGUGGAUCUGUAUAAGUUAAUGGUGGAAUAGUGUAGUUUGUAUACAGCAUAUGUUACACAUUGUUUGCAUUUAUUAAGUAAUGCUCCUUUUGACUAUAUAACGAUAUACAACAUUUUUACAAUAAAAUAAAAGAAUAUUGGAAUCCA
This is a messenger RNA of Bombina bombina (fire-bellied toad), 3807 nucleotides long. RefSeq names its product oocyte zinc finger protein XlCOF6-like. The transcript has 3 exons. The coding region runs from base 401 to 2446 and encodes 681 amino acids. Gene Ontology annotation, molecular function: DNA-binding transcription factor activity, RNA polymerase II-specific; RNA polymerase II cis-regulatory region sequence-specific DNA binding. Gene Ontology annotation, biological process: regulation of transcription by RNA polymerase II. The record is from RefSeq and is a predicted model, not a curated record. NCBI's taxonomy places the organism in Eukaryota, Metazoa, Chordata, Amphibia, Anura, Bombinatoridae.